This is a messenger RNA of Onychostoma macrolepis, 2569 nucleotides long. RefSeq names its product glycoprotein IX platelet (gene gp9). Lineage: Eukaryota; Metazoa; Chordata; Actinopteri; Cypriniformes; Cyprinidae. The record is from RefSeq and is a predicted model, not a curated record.
CCUGUGAUGAUCACAUGACCCACGAUGCUCCUAGAGCUCUGACUGCUCAAUACAAGCUGUCAAAAAUACAGGAAAAACAGUUCCAGACGUUCACAGCACCAGCAAUGCCUGUUCUGAUGUACAGAAACAUUCGCAAGACAAAAACUAUAGUGGAUGUACGUCUCAGCUUAAAGCCAGAAUGAUUAUUACACUUCUUCAGUUGCUGUCAAUCACAUGCUAAAAGCUCAUGAAAGUCAAAAAUCAGUAUCUCAAAAUAUUAGAAUAUUUACAUUUGAGUUUGAAUAAAUGACCAUCCCUACAGUAUAAAUUCUGGGUAUCUCUUGUUCUUUGAAACCACAAUAAUGGGGAAGACUGCUGACUUGGCAAUGAUCCAGAAGACGAACAUUGACACCCUCCACAAAGAGGGUAAGUCACAGAAGGUCAUUACUGAAAGGUGUGGCUGUUUACAGAGUGCUGUAUCAAAGCAUAUUAAAUGCAAAGUUGACUGGAAGGAAGAAUUUGGGAAGGAAAAGGUGCACAAGCAACAGGGAUGACUGCAAGCUUGAGAAUACAGUCAAGCAAAGCCGAUUCAAACACUUGUGAGAGCUUCACAAGGAGAGAACUGAAGCUGGAGUCAGUGCAUCAAGAGUCACCAAGCUCAGACGUCUUCAGGAAAAGGGCUACCAAGCCACUUCUGAACCAGAGACAACGUCAGAAGCAUCUUAACUGGGCUGUGGAGAAAAAGAACUGGACUGUUGCUCAGUGGUCCAAAGUCCUCUUUUCAGAUGAAAGUAAAUUUUACAUUUCAUUUGGAAAUCAAGGUCCCAGAGUCUGGAGGAAGAGUGGAGAGGCACAGAAUCCAUGUUGCUUGAAGUCCAGUGUGAAGUUUCCACAGUCAGUGAUGAUUUGGGCUGCCAUGUCAUCUGCUGGUGUUGGUCCACUGUGUUUUCUGAUGUCCACAGUCAACGCAGCCAUCUACCAGGAAUUUUUUUUCCAAAUGUUGAGAGGAUUUACGUUAUCUCUUUUCUAUGGCCAAAAAAAUCAGAGGUUUCACAGAUAGGACACGUACGUCUGCAAGAUGUCUGUUAAAGAUCGCUUGAUCUGGAAAGCAUCUGCUGUGUACAAACCUUUGACAGAUGUCUUUAUGAUUUAGAAUGAUGCUCUUUGGUUCAGGACUGACCCUUCUCUUGUGCUCGAUCUUUGCACACAUUGGUUCCCAGUCCUGCAGGUGCAAAGCUUUACCGUCCCGAGGUCUGAGGAUGAACUGCAUCUCGCAGGGCCUGAGAACCAUCCCUCAUCUUCCUGCAGAAAUCACCAAACUCCUGCUGCAGAAUAACCUCCUGACCACCGUAACUCCUGGGCAUUUAGACAGGCUCCAACACCUGCAGCUGGUCAACUUAUCCGAACCCUUCCACUGCGACUGCAGCAUCCAGUACUUAAGACAAUGGCUACAGAGGAAUAAAGCCAUCUCUGUGAUGCCGGUGUGUGCCAGUCCUGCAGAACUAGCCCAGAGACCCAUCGAUGAGCUCACUGAUGCUGAUUUCACGUCCUGUGUCUCUGAUCACUGCUUUGGGUGGGUUUAUAAUGCCAUCUUAUGCAUCAUGCUUGGCUUUCUCAUUGGUUUGCUGCUGUGGUGUGUGCAACUGGCAAGAAACUCUACAUUUAUUCUGGGAAUCGAUGAGAGACACAUGGGAUUUGAGGCAGAAUCUCUUCGAUCACUCAAACCCAAACACAGAGUGAGGAUGAGGUGCAGUAUCGGGUCACUGAGUGCAGGAACCGGUGACAUGGACAAGCCUUUACUCAACAUGGACAUCCUCCCUCAGAUACUGGACGUCCUGAACAAGCAACACAACAUUAAGAUUAAGGUGCCAUGAAAAUCUAAACUGUGUACUGAUCCCUUCUAGUAUAUAAUAUGCUUUCAUUUGAUAUGUACUGUAACUUGGACUGCGAUAUUGGGAAAUUGUAAAUCUUGCCAGUUUAGUAUAUAUUUUGCUCUGUAAGGUGGAUUUUAUUUAUUACAUUGUGUUAAAACAACCUCUAAGCCAAACAAAGGUUUCAAGUGAAUCAUUAUUAUUCAUUUCAAACUCAAGGCUAAUGAGGCUGUCUUUGGGACACUGUGCUGCUCACCAGGGCCCAGUUGUUAAAAAAGUUAAAACUGGAUAAGAAUGAUCUAGAUUUAGACAUCCCAGUUUUGCUAUAUUGGAUCAGGUAAUCCAUCUUAAUUUUGCACCAGUUUAUCCAAAGCAACAUUGGACUGGACCCUGAUCAAGAUACACACUUCUUCUGAUUGCCAAUUACAGAUAAGACCAAAACUGAAAUAAAAAUAAAUAAAUAUAUAGACACAUCAACGAAUAACAAUUUACAUUUAUGCAUUUAGCAGUCGCUUAAAAGCGACUUACAUUGCAUUCAAGUUACAGUUUCUACAUUUUAUCAGCUUUUGCUUUCCUUGGGAAUCGAACCCAAUGAUCUUGACAUUGCUAGCACCAUGCUCUACUAUUUGAGCUACAGGAAAGCCUGUAUAUUGAAUACAAUAAUGAAUUAAUAAAUUUGUUAUUAAUAAUAAUAAUGAAUUUAAAACAAAUGACAAAAA